Molecule: messenger RNA, 1372 nt
Organism: Salvia splendens (bonfire salvia)
Lineage: Eukaryota; Viridiplantae; Streptophyta; Magnoliopsida; Lamiales; Lamiaceae
Product: WAT1-related protein At2g37460
Exons: 7
Coding region: 66-1247 (393 amino acids)
Cellular component (GO): membrane
Molecular function (GO): transmembrane transporter activity
Source: RefSeq, a predicted model, not a curated record
GGAAUUUAGGUAAAACAUAUUUGCAUGACAAUUUGCAUGUGAUAUUUUUUGUAUUGAGACGGUGAAUGAAUGUAUAUAGGUCUGGAAUAAAGAGGAAGGAGUUGGAAAUGAAGAUAACUAGAGAAGGUUUGGGGUUAGUGUUUUUGAAAGCGAAACCCUUUUUAGCAGUGGUUUUUCUGCAAGCGGGGCUGGCAGGAAUGGACAUCAUCUCUAAGGCUGCCUUGAACGAGGGGAUGAGCAACUAUGUGUUCGUCGUUUAUCGCCACGCUGUCGCCACCCUAGUCAUCGCUCCUUUUGCCUUCAUCUUAGACAAGAAAGUAAGACCAAAAAUGACCAUAUCUACGUUCCUCAAGAUUAUGCUAAUGAGUGUUUUGGAGCCAGUUAUAGAUCAAAAUCUUUACUUCUUGGGGAUGAAGUACACGACAGCGACGUUUGCAGCUGCGAUGGCUAACGUUCUUCCGGCAAUUACAUUUGUGAUGGCAUGGUGCUUCAGGCUUGAGAAGGUAGAGUUGAUGAGCGUCCGAAGCCAAGCAAAAAUAUUGGGGACAUUGGCUACAAUUGCAGGAGCCAUGAUCAUGACAUUGGUAAGCGGCCCUGAUCUUGACCUUCCAUGGACCAGAUCAGGACCCACGCAUGAUCUUCAUCGUCAACAACCUCAAAUUUCUAUUCAACACACAAUCAAGGGUGCCCUCUUGAUCACCAUUGGAUGCUUUAGCUGGGCUGCUUUCAUGAUUUUGCAGGCUGUGACGCUGCGUACGUAUCCAGCGGAAUUAUCCCUCACUGCAUGGAUAUGCUUGUUAGGGACCGCAGAGGGAGCAGCGGUCGCAUUAGUGGCGGAAAAGGGAAAUGCUGCAGCCUGGGCCAUCAAAUGGGACACGAGCUUUCUUGCAGCCGUCUACAGUGGUAUAUUCUGUUCGGGCAUUGCUUAUUACGUGCAAGGAGUUGUUAUGAAAGAAAGGGGGCCUGUUUUUGUCACUGCAUUUAGUCCUCUAGGCAUGAUCAUCGUUGCUGUCUUGAGCUCUUUCAUUUUGUCGGAGAAAAUGUAUUUGGGAAGUUAUGUUAAAUGCAGGGUUGUUGGUGCGGGUGUAAUCGUCAUGGGCCUUUACUUUGUGGUGUGGGGCAAACAGAAAGACUACAAAUCCUCUUCUAUGGAAGUAGAAGAAAUUCCGGUAAAGCUAAGCGAUGCAUCAAAAUCAAAGUUGGAGGUGGUUACUACUAAUGUUGAUACCGAUGAAAGAUUAGUGUAACAAAAGGAAUUUUGUUGUGUUGUACGCAUAUCUUUUAGCAAGUUAUUCCCCGAUAAUAAUGUUUUCUCACUCGCGAAAAAAAUAUAAACAUUUAGGGCUAUAAAUUAUAAUCUUUCAUUGAGUUC